This is a messenger RNA of Physcomitrium patens, 1308 nucleotides long. RefSeq names its product coatomer subunit epsilon-1. Gene Ontology annotation, cellular component: COPI vesicle coat. Gene Ontology annotation, biological process: retrograde vesicle-mediated transport, Golgi to endoplasmic reticulum; endoplasmic reticulum to Golgi vesicle-mediated transport; intra-Golgi vesicle-mediated transport. Gene Ontology annotation, molecular function: protein binding; structural molecule activity. The record is from RefSeq and is a predicted model, not a curated record. NCBI's taxonomy places the organism in Eukaryota, Viridiplantae, Streptophyta, Bryopsida, Funariales, Funariaceae.
AUGAGCGGGCCCGAUGUGCUGUUUCCGCUGCGGAACAACUUCUACCUGGGAGCCUUCCAAGCUGCUAUCAACGAGAGCAACGUGCGCAACUUGAGCGACGCCGAUGCUGUCGAGAAGGACAGCUUCGUGUACCGCUCCUACAUUGCGCUCGGACAAUACCAGCUAGUAAUUGAUGAAAUCAACGAUGCUGCUCCUGUUGCGCUUCAAGCCGUAAAACUCCUCGCAUUGUAUCUAUCAGGAGGAGCUCAGAAGGAAAAGGCAUUGUCUAGCUUGUCGGAGUGGUUAUCUGAUACAACUGUUUCAAGCAACCCUACCCUGUUGCUGAUUGCUGGAAUGAUCUACACACACGAGCAAAACUAUAACGAGGCUCUUAAGCAUACACACGUUGGUGGCACUCUUGAUUUGUCAGCACUGAAUGUUCAGAUAUACUUGAAGAUGCACCGAGCAGAUUAUGCAGAGAAACAACUCAAAAUUAUGCAACAAAUUGAUGAAGAUCAUACUCUUACUCAGUUGGCCAAUGCUUGGGUCAACCUCUCCCUGGGUGGCGUUAAAGUUCAAGAAGCAUAUUACAUCUUCCAGGAACUGUGUGAAAAGUACACGCGGACAGUUAUGCUGAUGAAUGGAAGUGCGGUUUGUCAAAUGCAUAUGGACCAAUUUGAAGAGGCCGAGUCUCUCCUUCUGGAGGCCCUGAACAAGGAUUCGAAGGACGCCAACACCCUCGCUAAUCUCAUCGUUUGCAGUCUGCAUUUGAGCAAGCCGACGGCGCGAUACUUAAGUCAGUUGAAGAUAACACAUCCAAACCAUGUGCUUGUGGAGCGUGCUGGUGCUGGUGAAGCUGCAUUUGAAAGAGCUGUUCAAAGUGUCGCAUAAGUACGCUGGAGUGUCUCUGCACCCCAUCUGCUCGUUGGUCUUCCUGGUGUGGAUUUGUUCACGGUGAAGACGUUUCAAGACUCGGGACAUGAAUUGCAUUUUAGUCUAUGGCCGUCAGGUUUCUGACAGUUUUCAUUCACACAAUCUUAAUAGUUUUACCAGUUCUAAUUUUUUAUCAUGAGCCUAUGUAAGCAAUAGGUACACAGUUUUUGUAGCCACUCACAGCCACGUCUGCGACGGCUCCAUGCCGACCUCUACCAACCGAGGUCUUCAUAGGUCACUCACGCAACAGCUCGAAUUUUGAUUUACACAUUUUCAGGCUAGUACUAAAAUAUAUUGAUAUCACAUUUUUGUGUUUUCGCAUCGGAUUAAAAGUUGUAGCAUCUGGUUUUUCACAAUUUGCUAACAACACCUCAGCUGCACGGGUGUAUCAAAUUU